Molecule: messenger RNA, 4503 nt
Organism: Rhizoctonia solani
Lineage: Eukaryota; Fungi; Basidiomycota; Agaricomycetes; Cantharellales; Ceratobasidiaceae
Product: Septation initiation network scaffold protein cdc11
Exons: 19
Coding region: 1-4503 (1500 amino acids)
Molecular function (GO): protein binding
Source: RefSeq, a predicted model, not a curated record
AUGGAGGGGAUGAUGGCAAUGGCUCUCAGCGAUCGCGUCGAAGUAUCGCAAGCUCAAAAUCUGGACGUUACUCAAGUCCAUGGUUCGGUGCGAGUGGCGCUCGCACCGCCACCCAAUGCUAGUUCGAGUUCAGUAGGAGAGGUCAAUACGAGGAUUACUUCAGGGAGACGAAAACGCAAGAAGAAGCUUUCUCUACAACCUGGAACAUCCUCGAGUUCGAGCGAGCCCAGAAGUCCACCCACUGUCGGAACUUUCUUGGUAAUAUACAAGAGCCGCUUAAAGCUGCCCCCGCUGAAAGAAGUCGGCAGCCAAAAACUUCUUUACACCACUGGCAUUGGAACGAAUCCCCCUCCGAUACCUCAAGCAACAACAACACUCGGCCCCAACCCAACCCCAACAAUCCACCGUUUCUCCUAUUCGUAUCAUAACUACCACCGACCCACGGCAUCAAGCUCCAGUCCUUCUACCUCCCACCAGCCGCCCCUUCCAAGCACCCCUCUCCUGGAAAUACGACACCAAGUCCUCAUGCCACCCCAAUCGUUGUCAUCUGCUUUCGCCCCAUCUCCGUCGGCUGGACGUGGCCCCUUGGGCACUUUUCGCCUACCUCAUCAUCAUGCCCCGCUUAGGCCUAGCCGGUCAGAAAGCCAUUUGGUUAAGCCAUACGAAUCUUUCGAGGCGGAGGAAUCGUCCCAGUCGAGUGCAAGCGUUUCGAGGGAUAUACUGGCUGACAUGUCCAACAUUCAACACGAAGAAAGGCCCUUCGGUUCCGAUCCGGAAACUAGUCACUCUGGCAAAAUACCCAACAUCAUCGAAGAAGACGAUGAGCGACUGACCAACGGUUUGAGUUUCAGUGGUAAUGACAGUGGUAGCAAGAGGCGCAAGGAUAUAGAUGAAGCCGACUCGAUCCUAGAUCCUACUUUAUCGGACUUCGAGGGACAACUCGAGCAAGAGUCCGAGAGGGCUCAAAUACCAACACGGCAGGGCCCCGCAGGCGAGUACCGACUCGAGGCCCUCGUCCCGCGCGAGCUCGAAUAUGGACGAGCCUCCAUUGCGAGAGGGCUACCGGACCCCGUCGCCGGUUUCAUUAUACGUUUACCUCGUGAUCAGCUGAGUGCGUUAGUGGAUUCAAUAGCUGUUGGAAGUGUAGGAAGUUCGCCAAGCUUCCAGCAGGUCAAUACCAUGGAAUUUAGAGGAGAUGACCCGCAUGCACUGAGCACGCCGAGUGAUGCUGUACGAUAUGCAAAAAAGAUCAAGCUCACACCUCCAGAAGAUUUCUCAGAUUGGGAUGGAGAACGGUCGGGAGAAGAGCAGGCAGAUGGAGAGGCAACCGACAAUGAUGCUGAGGGUUAUCACUCGUCCUCAAGGAUAGACAGCUACGCCGACGCUACAGGACUUUCGAUGCAAGCAACGAGAGGUGCUCAUAGUUUUGAUGACGAGUCUGUUUCGCCUAUUCAACAGGGCACUGAACUGGAGGAUGGCGAAGGUGAAGGCGAUAUGGACAUGGAUAUGGAUGAGGAGGUCCAGUCAUCGUCCGGCUCAGCCACCAACGAUUACAGGAGACGUGGAGCGGACUUGAUGGCACAACUACGGGAGGAAUUCUCGGACGAUGAAGAGGGAAGCAUGAGGGAGGGAAGCAUAAUGACUCGAGACGGGAGUACGAGUGGGGGAAGUCCCAUUAUCAAGGGGUUCAACUCACUCCAGCCUCAUCGACCGAAUCAACAGGCCCUGUCCCCUUCCGAUCUGGUCGUCAAUCGAGACCCACUAUCGUCAUUUGGCCGCCGAACCCCAUUACAGAACAGCCGAAACCAGGACCCUGUUCCACAACUCUCGUCGUUAAUGCUCACCGUAGAGUUGAAUGAUAAGGCAGGGUCCGUCAAGUCUGGUCCACGCCCAUUCUUAGGGAAGCUGAGCACCGUCGAUGAACUUUCGCAUAGCGUUAUACGAGACGCCGAUUUGGUCGAACCUCCCAAGAUGCCAUUGUUGAAGCAAGCCCGGAACCACCCCGCGCUCGCGAACACCUACAGGUCGCGGGAGCGUCCGGCAUCACCUACCCGCUACGACAUGAAUCGAUUCGUGUCCUCGUCCUCAACAGCUGAUACCAAAACUAGCACGGCUCGUUCGGCUGACUCUUACGUCAAGCACCCUGGGCCACCAAUUCCAGGCGUACGCCAGAUUGUCCCAUCCGAUUUACCCGCUGAGGCUUUGCCCGAACGGGUUGGGCGGAUGGUGUACGAUCGGGCGGCGAUGCGUUGGAGGCAAGAAGUAGAUGAAAACGUGAGCGAGAGUGAGGAUCCAUUUAGGGACUUUGACAGCUUUGCCUCGACUGUUGAAGAACAAGAACGCGAGGGGCAGGGGCUUCGCCCAAUGGAAGAAGUUGACGAGCACGAAGUAGAUAUAGAACAGGACUCAACAUCUGACUCGAAUGUCACGUUGAAUGACCCCGCCAAGGCAUUGAAUGGACAAAAAGCUCCCCAGUCAACUAUAACCUAUGACAGCGACGUUAGCACUGAGCUUAAUGUUGUUGAUGUUUCUCCCACGGCGUCCCCCACGAACUUGGAUGGCGAUGACCUGAAGCUGUACGAGCCAUCGCCCAAAUCAGCUCCUGUGGAUCUCGACCACCAUGACAAUGACCAUGGCCAUGAACCAGAAACUUGCGAGCAUGAACCCACGAACAUCGAGAUCCCAACUGCUCGUCCGGUUGGGCCGCUUCGACCCGCUCUGAAAAGCGCGGUAUCUACGCCCGCUGCGUCCGCCGGUUCCAGCCGGCGCAGUACUCCUGACUUUACCCCAAUGCAGAAUGCGCAGAGCCGACGCUCUGUGAGCUUCUCUGACGGCCGAAUCGAGCUCACGUCGCUUACGCUCACUACCCCAGAGAGCGAGGCUGCGCCUUCAUCGAGGAUGCAACGCAUAGGAAACUUACUGGAUGCUUUGGAAGAUGACAGCAUGUUGGCGAAUCUAUCUAUUGCACCCGGCAAGCAGCCGCCUGGGGAAUCAGAUGAGGACGAAGACACGACUGAACAGUUCGACACGGGACGGGGUGAUCCGGACGUGGACCCGGACGUGUCACGCAACCCCCGCUCGUUCGCUCGGACUUACUCUUUCGGCACCUCGGACCGUACCGGCGGCCAGAAGAACCCGACCUUCUUGACCGAGUGCUCGUUCGGAGUAGCGCACGACCGAUUAGUGGAACUAAUUACUGAUGUGCACCCGUAUCAGCCCUACUGGGAGCCGUUGAGCGAGAUUGAUCUGUCGAAGAAGGGGAUCGAGAGCUUGGCUAGGCUCAAAGAGUUUCUGCCCAAUUUGGACCGUCUAAAUGUGCACGGCAAUGAACUUGCAUACCUAAGCGGGAUCCCAAGUUGUCUUCGGGAUCUUAAUGCGGCACAGAACCAACUAACUAGCAUGACCUCAUAUAGCCAUCUCGCAAAUCUCGAAGUGCUUGACAUCAGUAACAAUCAGAUUGACUCUGUGGCACAACUCAGGUGUCUCCGGCACCUUCGGGAGCUGUCGGCUGCAGGGAAUACCAUCAGCAGUUUGAGUGGCAUUGAUCAGACGACGUCAUUGGUGAAGGUCAACCUGAAGGGCAACUGUCUCAAAUCGGUGUCACUCGAGGACUGCAGCUGGCCACAUAUCGAUAGCAUAGACUUCAGCAACAACGGCAUGAAAACCAUUGCCGGAUUGUCAAGCGUGCCGACAUUAGUAACCCUGAACCUAGAUCACAAUGCACUGGCUGAACUCCACGUCAACACCCCCCUCCCUCGACUCCGUAAUCUCCGUCUCAGCGAUAAUAAGCUAGCAGAGCUCGAUUGUUCAUCCUUUGUCAACUUGCGCACGCUCUAUGUGGAUAAUAAUAAACUCGGCGCCUUACGUCAUGUUGAGAAGGCGCGCCGGCUUGAAAACCUGAGCCUGCGAAAUCAGAGCGGGCGCGGACUCCACUUGUGUAUGUCCCACAUCAGGGACGUCAAGAGACUCUACCUCUCAGGCAACCCUCUCGAUCCUGGAUUCUUAGAAGUCCCGUGCUAUAACCUAGUUUAUCUCGAACUUGCCGCCUGCCGAUUGUCCUCGCUACCCCCGAUCUGUGGUUUGAUGCGGCUGCGCAAACUUACGGUCAUUGGAUCCCGUUUGAAAGCUACCAAGCCUUUACUUCGCUCGUUGCAAAGCAUGAAGGAAUUAGAAAUGCUCGAUUUCAGGAUGAACCCCUUUUCCCUCGGGUGGUAUCUCCCGUUGCUCGUUCGAGAUGUCCCCGGAGCACUCCAACCCUCCGAAACUAACGGGAAGAAUACACCGUGGUCCGACUUGGAUGUAAAGUUUCGACGGGACUUACCGGACGAAUUGUAUAUUGGGAGAUUAGCUUACCGUGGCUUGGUAAUGCGUGUUUGCCCUCAGGUUCGCAUCAUGGAUGGUAUCGAAAUUACUCAGCCCGAACGAACUAAAGCGCAAAAACUACUUCUGGGCAUUGAGCAGUCUCACAAGGCCAGCAUGAACCCACCCCCACCCCAGGAUUGA